Messenger RNA from Coregonus clupeaformis (lake whitefish), 3938 nucleotides. RefSeq names its product inhibitory synaptic factor 1-like. Gene Ontology annotation, cellular component: postsynaptic density. Gene Ontology annotation, biological process: inhibitory postsynaptic potential. Bases 2450 to 3451 code for a protein of 333 amino acids. NCBI's taxonomy places the organism in Eukaryota, Metazoa, Chordata, Actinopteri, Salmoniformes, Salmonidae. The record is from RefSeq and is a predicted model, not a curated record. The transcript has 3 exons.
AGGGGAGAGAGGAUCCAGGCAGAGGAGACUGUAGCUACCUAACUAGUGCUGUGCCUUUAAAGCGCCAGGCCCCUCCUCCCUCCACACAGUCAGAGUGGAGCAGCAAAGCAAGUUGUGCUGGCAGGAGCCUGAGCCCCACCAUAAACCUUGGCAUCAGCCUGCCUUCAUCCGGCAGUCGGUGAGGACACUUCAGGGCGCAGGGGCAGAGAGACGGGACGGAGAGAGAGAGAGACAGACAGAGAGAGACAGAGACAGAGACAGGGAGAGAGAGAGACAGAGUGGCGUCAGGAGCAGCCUCCAGAGGGCUCUGACUGAUACAGCUCCUCUCCACAGCUCUGUACGCAGUAGCUCAGCUCUUUCUGCGGUCUCCCGACGCCGGCAGGGUUGAUGAGGAUGGCGGGUGGCUUCUUCAUUUCCACAGCAUCGUCACUAGAGCAACGGUAGCAUCAGCAUCUACAGCAGCAACAGCUUCAGCCUCAGCAUCAUCAGUAGCAGCAGCAGCCGGAUCUACACUCUGCUGCUCGUCCCUAUUCUUCAGCCGCCUCCUCUCUCUAGUGUCUAAGAGUGCUGCUGUCAGGGCCGUUCCUCCCGCCUACCUCCCCUUCUGCCUCCUCCUGCCUCCUCCUCCAUCCCGCCUCCUCCUCCACAUCUCCGUCCUCCACAUGCUCUCUUUCCUUCCGCUGAGCCACGGCACUGAAUGAAUUCCUCGCCCUCUGACUGGAGCUGCUUUCUCUGGGAAGACAUGCUGCUGAGCCCAGAGAGGAGAAAAGAGAGAGGGAACGACACCCUCCCGUCUCUCCAGGUGUCAUGUGUGAUUGGCCAGCUUGCCCUCUGGCAGUAGCAUCAGCCUGGAUUCAGUGUGUGUCUCGCCCCCCUGCCUGUACCUGGGCUCCGGCUGUCCCUGGGGACGCGCUACUGGGAUUUACCUCUUACUGCUGGAUGGAGAUGGCGCAGGGCUUUCUGCCUUUUUGAAAACUGUCCACAGAAGGAGAAAUGCACUGAUAAAAAGAAGAAGCAAAAAUAAUGAAUCAAUCAGCAGCACAACCAGGCAGACUGCUGGAUUCCCUUAGCAACAACUGAGGGAGCGAGAGAGAGAAGUGAAUCAUCUCUGCUUUUCUUCUCUGGUGUCCGGUUUCUGGGUGCACCCCUGCAGACCAGAGUGGACCAACUGAAAGGGCAGGACAAGGGUCACUGCAUGGGCACGAAGGACACGCCAGUCACCCUAAUGCCAGGAGAAGGACCCUCCUCUUCCUCCUUCUCUUUCUCCUCCUCCGGUUCAUCACCAUGUUUGUUUGUCAUUCUUCCCCUGCACAUUCUAUUCAUUAGUCACAUUUUACUCGCUAAAAUGUCCGUUUAUCCUCAUUCCUGCCACCUGGAAUAAGCCCUGCCGUUGAAGAAAAUACAUUUUUCACACACAUACACUCACUCACUCACACACACACACACACACACACACAAAUAAGCACAGAGAGACUCUCAUCCCUCCUCCUACCUUCCUUCCUCCUCUCUGAUGAGAAGUGAACAACACAUGUCAGUCAUCAUCUGAGCAUAAAAUGGAUGUGUGCAGAAGUUGCUUUUGAAGUGGGCUAUUUCUUUAUUCCUUCAAGAUUAAUUUAUUCUCCCGUCACUUCUGAGAGAAAGGGAACACUGCACAGCACAGGACACAGGAGGAAUAUCUAUUGUUUUCAAAACGGAUUUGUCCUUCUCUCUCCCUAAAAAAGACAGAAGCCAAACUAAGGGAGUAUAUUUAGAUGGCAAAGCUUGUCUCUACUGCCUACCAAUAAUGUAGAACAAGAUCAUUUCAGAAAAUGAGCAACUGCUGGGAGUUCUAUUUUUCUAUUAUGCUUGGAUAUUCUGAUCUACAAGGGAGGUUGAACAGCUUGACAACCUGGGCUGCACUCUUUUACAGUAACCUGGCUGACACAAAGUCACUGCACCGUACCCGCUAAAUAAGAUUGUAAAGGAAGGUGAGUGGGAGUGGAAAAGAGCAACUUCCUCAUACAGACAAUCUAAAUAAAUAUCCUCCUCAGAGACCGAUGCAAACGUACACACUGACACAUGAGAUGAGUAGGCUCUCUGGCUCAACAAUAUUACAUAAGGUGUUUUCACACACACCAUUUUAACGCAUGUUCUUUUCUUCCUCCUGUUCCGUGGAUCUAACUUGAGUUUUUUCAUGUUUCUUUUCGCUUCAUUUUUGGUACUAUCCAUUCUGGAGCCAUGGAUGGCAGAGGAUAAGGCCAGGGGGUUGAGCGCUCAGGCCAGGCAAGGUCUUUUGGCUGUCCAGGUGCUUUUAAGAUGUUGAGGUCUCCCUGCGUGGCCGGGGCCCCUGUUCGGAUCAGUAGCACUGAGGCUCCUCGCGGCCAGAGACAUGGACCCCGACUCGGCUCCCCCCCGCCCCCGCCCUCAGCCUCAGCCCGCCGGCCCCUGGCCCCACGUUGCCCUGUGAAGGAUGUCCCUCAGCAGAGCUCCGGCCCGGGACACCUCUGAGACCCCUAGCCAGACCCCCAGAGAACGCAUACGCAGCCACAUGAAGAUGGUGAUCAACCAGCUGGACGGCAUUCUCAAAGAGCUCAAGGAUGUGGCCAAGGAACUCCGGGAGGUGGUGGGUCAGAUCGACAAGCUGACGUCAGACUUUGACUUUGACCUGGAGCCAGAUGACUGGACGGUGGCCACAGCAAGCAGCACGUCCAGCAGCGAGAGGGGCCUGGGAGAGGCCUUCAGGCUGGACUUCCUCAACCCCGACGUGCUCUCAGACAGCUGGGAGUUCUGCAGCUAUCUGGAGGCCUCAGUCGCUGCAGCAAACGCCGCCCACAAAGCAGCGCCAACGGAGCAGCCCGAGGAUGCAGGGCUGGAGCCAGGGGCGGGGCGUGGGUGCAUCCCCACCCAGACCCAGACCCCAACCCCGCCCCCAACAACCGCCUCAGCCUACUCCCAAAUGAACGGGGGGCUGCCCAUCCCUAACGGACCUCUCAUAGUCACCCCAGACUCGUCCAGUGCCAGCGAAGAGGCCUCCAGCUCCACGCACAGCCACAAGACCUCCCGCACGUCCGGCACCAGAGAGAGGGUCCGCUUCAGUGACAAGAUCCUAUACCACGCGUUGUGCUGUGAUGAUGACGAGGAGGAUGAAGAAGAGGGAGAGGAGAAGAAGGGCGGCUGUGCGACCCCAGACACUGACGACAGUGAGCCCAGUCCUAGUCAAGCCGGCUCGCCCACACCGCCGCUCUCCUCCUCAGAGCACUCCGUCCUCCAGAACUGUCUGGACCCUUCUUAUGUCUCAUUCCCAGUGAACGUGGCAGCGGGGACUCACACGCUGCCCAGAAAGGGUCUUCUCAAUCCGGCAAGCUGCCGGAAAAAACUGCUACGGAACAGUAGCACACAGACUGUUUCAGAUAAAAGCACCCAAACUGUACUGCCCUAUAUUCCAGCAAAACAGAAAACAAAGGACCACUGAGAAACAGUAACUUUACAACAACAGAACUAAUGAAAAAUAACUGUGUACUAUUUAAUAUUAAAUACAUAGAUCAUAGAUUAAUACACAAAUAAAUAAAUACAUAUUAAUUCCUAAAUAAAUACAUGAUAUGGGAAAUGACUCGACUACCUAAAGUCAUUUUGAGGCUCAGGGAAAUAAAGAUAAAAGGAUAAAGAGAGAAAAGAGAUAUUGAAGGACCAAAAGGCUAGUGCCUGCUAAUGUUACGAAAUGGACCGAAUGGAUUCCCUAUUUAUAAUCAUUUGCAACACUUAUUGAGAUUACUAAAGCAAUCUUUUUUCUAGGAAGUUGAAAUUGUUCUGAAAUCGGAAAGUAAGUGUGAAGAGGUAAUUUCCCUCCUCGUACACCAGUAUAAAUCAUAAGAAGAUAUAAUGCUUGUUCUUUAAGAUGUGGUUAAAAAACACUGCACAUUCUGUACACUGAGAAUCUGUAUAAACAUUGUCUUUUUCAU